AUGAAGGGUUUCAGACAGAGAGUGCAUGAGCAGUUGUCGAGGGCAAAAGACGCAAACAAAUCCUCCAAGAAGAAAGACUCCUCCAACUCCUCGUCCCAGAAUAACACCGCCCUCGGAGUCCAACAUGGCCAGCAAUCCUCCUCCCCCAACCAAGGCACCCCGACCUCGUCUACAACUUCAGUGAAUGAUGCGAGAGGCAAGUCGCCGGAAGGUGCCGCGCAGCCCGGAAUGUAUCCUCCUGGUCAGUACCAGAACUCGCUCGGCGGAGACGUGACUGGCGAGCCAGUGAAUAACGGUGGACCAGGUACUCCCACAAAGCAGGGGCAGCCCAUGGCUCCCAGUGUCGUCAUCAGCCCGAGUGGACCGCACACCCCUGCCCCCCCCGGAGCCGCCGAGACCAUGCCGGGCGACCUGGCUCCCCCCAAAAGGUCCCACGUUUUUGAUCGCCUCCAGACAACGCCCAAGGAUAUGUCGGAGGGCAUCCGGACCCCCAAGCGCCAGCACUCGUCCCGGUUCGAUAUCUCCGACCAGCGCCAGAGGGAGCUGGAGAAACUUCCCGGCUUCCACGAAGUCCCUCCCAAUCGCCGCCAGGAACUGUUCAUGCAGAAGAUCGACCAAUGCAACAUCAUAUUCGACUUCAAUGACCCGACUGCCGAUAUGAAAUCCAAGGAGAUCAAGAGACUGGCGCUCCACGAGCUUCUGGACUAUAUCGCCAACAACCGCUCGGUUGUCACGGAGUCGAUGUACCCUCGGGUAGUCGAAAUGUUCGCCAAGAAUCUCUUCCGACCCAUCCCUCCUCCAGUGACUCCUCAGGGGGAGGCAUUCGAUCCCGAGGAGGAUGAGCCGGUCUUGGAAGUGGCGUGGCCCCAUAUCCAGGUUGUCUACGAGUUUUUCUUGCGAUUCAUCGAGAGCCAGGACUUCAACACGAACAUCGCUAAGGGGUAUAUCGAUCACCACUUUGUGCUCCAGUUGUUGGAACUGUUCGAUUCGGAAGACCCCCGCGAACGCGAUUUCCUCAAGACCACCUUGCAUCGCAUCUAUGGAAAAUUCUUGAACUUGCGAUCAUAUAUUCGCAGAUCUAUCAACAAUGUUUUCUUCCAGUUUACGUACGAGACCGAGCGCUUCAAUGGAAUCGCGGAGCUGUUGGAGAUCCUGGGGUCAAUUAUCAACGGCUUUGCUCUCCCCUUGAAGGAGGAACACAAACUUUUCUUGACCCGGGUCUUGCUACCUCUACACAAGGUGAAGAGCUUGAGCAUGUAUCACCCACAGUUGGCCUACUGCAUCGUUCAGUUCCUGGAGAAGGACUCGACAUUGACGGAAGAUGUCGUCCUAGGUCUGCUGCGCUACUGGCCCAAGACCAACAGCACGAAGGAGGUAAUGUAUUUGAAUGAAGUCGAAGACAUCUUUGAGGUCAUGGAUCCCGCAGAAUUCGCGAAGGUCCAAGGACCUCUGUUCCAGCAACUCGCCAAGUCUGUCGCCAGCCCACACUUCCAGGUCGCGGAGCGUGCCCUUUACUUCUGGAACAACGAAUAUUUCUGCAACUUGGUCAGCGACAACGUGGAGGUCAUCUUGCCGAUCAUGUUCCCUCCGUUGUAUGAGAACUCUAAAGGUCACUGGAACAGAACCAUUCACAGCAUGGUGUACAACGCGAUGAAGAUGUUCAUGGAGAUUAACCCACAGCUAUUUGACGAGUGUUCCCAUGAAUACAACGAACGCCAGAACAGUGCCGAAGAGCGUGAACUGAGUCGCCAGAACCGAUGGGAUAAGGUGUUGGAGCGGGCCACGGACAGAAAGAAUGGUGUUUUCGUCCCCCCACAGUGCCAGGUCGCGGAUAUCCCGGUCCACCUCGACGACAUCGACAGCGUGACCCACGACAGCCAGAAACGUCUUCAUGCUCUGAAAUUGGAUGACUCGGCCGCGUCCAAGGAACGAAGGCCCCGCGAAAGCACGACAUCUUCGGUGAGUAUUGAGCGUCCCUAGUAGCUUGUGUGGUUAUGUUCUGCUGCAUGGCAUUGUCGCACUUCGCCAACACGGAACCCUUUUGUCCCCCUCCUGCUUCGUCGUUGUCUUGCUAAGAAGUUGUCGUUUUUAUCGUAUAGCAAGCGUGAUUCUAAUGUUGAAACGUCCGUUUUCUCCAGAGACGGCGCCGCGGCUCCUCUGAUGAUAUUCGAAGGCGAAGAAGUGGUAGCGCCAGUGAGCUUCGGCCCCGUGUAGAUCGACGGCGGUCGGCUGGUUCUGGCGUUGCUGUAUCGAU
This is a messenger RNA of Aspergillus heteromorphus CBS 117.55, 2254 nucleotides long. Its product is annotated as protein phosphatase 2A regulatory subunit RTS1. Gene Ontology annotation, molecular function: protein phosphatase regulator activity. The transcript is spliced from 7 exons. The record is from RefSeq and is a predicted model, not a curated record. Gene Ontology annotation, biological process: signal transduction. Gene Ontology annotation, cellular component: protein phosphatase type 2A complex. Bases 1 to 1980 code for a protein of 659 amino acids. NCBI's taxonomy places the organism in Eukaryota, Fungi, Ascomycota, Eurotiomycetes, Eurotiales, Aspergillaceae.